CCGAUAUGGUCUAUAUAUCUGCUGCUGCAGAGUUACUUCAAUCUACGCAUGCAUUUCGGACCAUUUCUUUGGACUGAGCUCCGACCAUCACUCAACUCAGCUGCGCUCUGCUCUACGAUGGCUGAAGUUCUUCACCAAAGCAAAACUACUAAACCUCAUGUAGCCGUCUUGGCUUUCCCGUUCGGUGCCCACGCAGCCGCUCUCCUCAACCUCACCCGCAGGUUAGCAGUUGCUGCCCCAGACGUAACCUUCUCCUUCUUCAGUACGGCAAAGUCGAACUGCUCUGUCUUCGGCAGAGACCACCUCCACGAUAACAUCAGAAACUAUGAUGUUGCAGACGGGAUUCCCGCCGGCGACCAACUUCCGAGGUACCCAGUAGAAGCUAUCGGGUUGUUUCUCAAAGCAUCGCCGGAUAACUUCAAGAAGGCUCUGGAGGAGGCCAGGGCAACUUCAAGGCAGUUCACAUGCGUGUUGAGCGAUGCUUUUCUGUGGUUCGCGGCUGAUAUUGCCGAUGAGCUCGGUGUUCCCUGGGUCCCACUUUGGACGGCUGGGCUCUGCUCUCUUUCGACUCACUACUACACUGAUUUCAUCCGCCACAUGACUCAUGUGGGCUCCACUGGUGAAAAAUGUGGAUCAACGGUUGGCACUAAAGCAAGUAUAGUCGGGAAUGAGGACCAGCCGCUGGAAUCCAUUCCGGGGCUGCCACCGUUGCGUGUUGGGGACUUGCCGGAAGGGAUCAUUACCGGGAACUUGGACUCGCCCUUCGCCAGUAUGUUGUGUCAAAUGGGGAAGAUGCUGCCACGUGCUGCCGCAGUUGUCGUUAAUUCCUUUCGGGAGCUGGAGCCCACCAUUUUUGAUGAUCUGAAGUCGAAACUAUAUAAAUGCCUCACAGUGGGGCCCUUUGCCAUCUUGACUCCACCUCCAUCCGGUCCGGAUGAAACCGGUUGUCUCCCGUGGUUGGACCAGCAACGGACCCACUCAGUGGUGUACUUGAGCUUCGGCACGAUGACGACACCCCAGCCGGAAGAGCUGGCCGCCAUUGCGGAAGGCUUGGAGGCAAAGGGCGCACCGUUUCUGUGGUCGCUCAGAGAGAAGUUCCAGGAGCACCUCCCAACUGGGUUCGUGGAAAGAACCAGAGGGAAGGGAGUACUAGUCCCGUGGGCCCCACAAAAGCUCAUUCUCGAGCAUCCGGCCGUUGGCGUCUUCGUGUCGCACUGUGGGUGGAACUCGGUGACGGAGAGCAUCGCCGGUGGAGUACCGAUGGUCUAUCGUCCGUUGUACGGAGAUCAAAAGCUGAACGGACGGAUGGUAUCCGAUGUAUGGAGGAUUGGGGUCGAGAUUGAGGGUGGGGUGUUUACGAGGGAUGGAGUAGUGAACGCUCUGGAUCUGAUUUUGUCGAAGGAUGAAGGGACCAAAAUUAGGGAGAAGGUUGGGGCCCUCAGUGAGAUUGAAAAAAAGGCCGUGGGGCCCGGAGGGAGCAGCACUGAAAAUUUCAAGACUCUUGUCCACAUAUUUUAUUAAUUAGGGGUUUUUAUGGAUCUUUCCACCGCAUAAAUCGAAAUCCGUGUCAAAUUCAGUUAGUAAAUCAGUACUCCACCCCGUGCAUGUGAAUUACAAUUUUACAACGGACUAACUCAACCCUCAACCU
Messenger RNA from Nelumbo nucifera (sacred lotus), 1648 nucleotides. NCBI's taxonomy places the organism in Eukaryota, Viridiplantae, Streptophyta, Magnoliopsida, Proteales, Nelumbonaceae. The record is from RefSeq and is a predicted model, not a curated record.